ACAAGUUCAACCAAUAAGAAAAAUGUAAAAUUUUUCCAGUUGUUUUUUUUAAUUAAAAAUGCAGUGAAUUUCCAUGGUGACAAAAUCUAACAAAUGUUCAAUAGUGUUGGUGUAGAGUUUAAGGUAAGUGCAUACAAGAAAUGUUUUGUUUAAAUUGUAUUUCUUCACCAGAAUACUUCAACUAAGUUAUUGCUCUGCUGAUAUCAGUUGACUGACUUGUUUAAACUUAUCCUCAAAGUACACACAACAAAAUAUCCAUGUAAUGUGCUGGAUGUUUACACUCUGAUAAUUGAUAUAUCUAACAUUUAAAAAAUUUUACCACCAAAUCUAUACUGUUUUUAUGUCAGCAGUCCUUCAUAAAAUUUAAGAACAACAACAUGAUGUAAAAGGAACAACAUAAUAUCAAAGGAAACUUAACAGUAAAUUAUGACCAUCCAAAGGUAUACAUAGAAAUUUUUCUUAAAUUUAAUAUAAUUUUAAAGUGACAAUGCUUAUAGCUAGGGCGACGAACAAGAUACUGAAGAGUUAAAAAUAAUCAAGCCCAAAUUACCAGCCAAGGGUCAUUCCUUCAUUGUAACAAGAAUUUACACAUUUGGCGAUAAUGUUAUUUAGAAACUAACAAAUACUUUUGGAGUAAAAAAAAAUAUCAUAAUUAUGCUAUUCAGAAGGAGCUCCUCGACUAAUAAUCAUUUGCUUAAUAACUUAUGCAUUAAAAGUAGAGAAAUGAAAAAUGUAUCUUUCAUUUUUUUCUUGUCAGUUGUAUCAUGUCCUCAAGAAGCUAUUGUCACUCAAAUAGUGAAGUCUCUGGUAACAAAUCUGCAGCAAACAUUAAUUCUUACACUAGGACAUCAUACUGUGAUAGCUGGUGCAGUGAGAAACGAAACAAGCAAAGAAAACUGGCCAAUAGGAGUCCUGCCUCAAGGGGAUACCCUGCAGAGUGUAUAGGUAUUUAUCUCUCAAUGCUGUGACUGGUCAAUUUUACGGGUAUUUUUUUGCCAACACCCUUGAUGAUUCCUAUAAUCAUAUAAACCUUAACUACGGUGGAGCCCUCCCUUACAGUCACCUCCUUAUUUUGGCCAAUUGCGAAAUGUACGCACAUUUGUUUAUAACAAAACCCUGUUAAUGCAGUCACUCCGUUAAUACAGCAAACGGCCUCAUUCUGAAAUCCCAACCUGUAUAAUGCUUUAUAAUUUGACCCCGCUUAUACGGCCACUCAAACCAGUUAUGUUCACCUUUCCAUUGUUAAUGUUGUAUGUACUGAUUAAAGUUUCAAUUUUUUUAAAAUUAUAUCUGCAUUUCUUGAUGAACUGUUGUUUUUACAUUCAAUUGUGAGGUAUCUGUUAAGACUCCACUCAAUUUAGACCAGUCAUUUUGAAAGCUGACCCUACCCUAUCAAUACAGCCACCCCAUUCACAUGGCCAAAUUUUCAUGGCCCGUACCACUGUACACAGAAUUACUGUAAUUGAAUAAAUCAUGUUGUAGAAUUUGAUGAGUUUUCAACCCAAGGAGACAACAAAGCUGUCAAAUAUCGAACAGCACAUAUUCAAUGGCUCCUGGACAAUGAUGUAUACACACUUAACGGCAUGAAUGAGUGGCAGCCGGACCUGCGUCGUUGGACACCCAGUAGCAGUGCAAGAUAUCCAUUGAGGAUGAAGAUACCCAAACCACCCAUUGAUCCAGAAACACUGCCUGAGGAUUCCCAAGUUCACAUCUAUCACAGCAAAAAGGAUCAGCUAUGGGUAAAACAAUGGCUAACUGGAAUGCUGGAAACAAACAGAUAUAAUGUCACCACCAACAGAUCUAGACAGGCACCAACACAUGCUUCAAGGAUGAUCCUUAUUCUCACACCAGAGCUGUUUGAUGAGCCUUUCUGCCUUCAGAUUCUUGAUGCCAUUGAAGGAAAGACAGUGCUUGGUAUUAAACUCAGGGAUUGCACUGUUCCAGAGGAAAUUUCAAAUGAAUGCACCAGCUACAUGGACCUGACCACAACUGAUCUCAGUGAUUUGACCUUUCAUAUUACAUUCAUGUUCAGGAUAAAGAAAGUCCUUAAACUACCUGUGUCUAUUUGCUCAGCAUAAGAUCACAUCAGUUACAGACACCUCCAUAAUACUGGAUAAUAUAUUACAGUCAAACAGACAGUUUUUCUCCCCUGGUCCCAAUUAAAGAUUAACCACAAUUCAUUUAUUCUCUACCUGCAUACCAUGGACACCUCCAUAAUAUAGACACUAAUAGCUCUAUCCCCUUGGUGACUCUACUAAGGAGCCACCUGUUUUUAAAUGUCUACUUCUGCUGAGUGUUUUACUUGUAAACUGAAGGCAUUUUCAUCAUCAUCAUCAUUUAUUUGCCACAAGAAAAAAAUAUACACAGAUUUGAAAAUAAUUUGUGCAUACAUUUUGAUGUUCUGUAGCCAUGAGUCCCCCAGGGGAUUAAUUGAUGCCAUCCUGAAGCUCCAUCUUCCUGUGCAUUUUAAGGGACAUGCUUGUUCAUGGUCAGAAUGUGUCCAUUUGCAAUGCAUAAUUAUUUAUCUUAAGACUUCUGAAGUUGUUUAUAAUAACUCAGAGCAGUCUGGGAAUUUUAUUGUGUGUUAGGGAAAGUUGAUGUUUUGAAGACAGAAGGAGAAAAUGGUAAAACUGAAAUUAUUGUUGUAUUGAUUCACUGAAAUCUUAUUGCACAUAAAUAAAUGGAUGGAAAAGCCACAGGCUACUAUUAUAUUAAUAUGUCAGUUUACAUUUAUUUGGUCAUGGAAAUUACAUUCAUCUGAAGGCAUGAGUGAGGGGAAUUUUAGACACUGAUUUCUGUGGCAACUAUAAUUAAGAAUAGCAGGAGGAUUGACACCCCUCAGAAACUGGUAUUGAAAGCACUGUGAGUGAAAUCAUACUACAGUGUACUGAUGCAGAUUCUAUGUACCAAUAUUCUGAGAACAUGCUGCAGCUUGAAGAAAUAACUAGAAUUUCAGACUUUCACAAAAUUAAUACUUAUAGUCCUCAUUAUCUACACUUCUACCAGACUGAGUGGAGAACUAAACGAUUUCCUUUUUUUUU
Orbicella faveolata is the source of this 3041-nucleotide messenger RNA. RefSeq lists its product as uncharacterized. Lineage: Eukaryota; Metazoa; Cnidaria; Anthozoa; Scleractinia; Merulinidae. The record is from RefSeq and is a predicted model, not a curated record.